Rhopalosiphum maidis (corn leaf aphid) is the source of this 2356-nucleotide messenger RNA. RefSeq names its product acetylcholine receptor subunit alpha-L1 (gene nAChRalpha2). NCBI's taxonomy places the organism in Eukaryota, Metazoa, Arthropoda, Insecta, Hemiptera, Aphididae. The transcript has 8 exons. Gene Ontology annotation, cellular component: synapse; neuron projection; postsynaptic membrane. Gene Ontology annotation, biological process: regulation of membrane potential; signal transduction; chemical synaptic transmission. The record is from RefSeq and is a predicted model, not a curated record. Bases 88 to 1923 code for a protein of 611 amino acids. Gene Ontology annotation, molecular function: transmembrane signaling receptor activity; acetylcholine-gated monoatomic cation-selective channel activity.
ACAGCAUCCGCGACCCGACGAGCAGUCGUCCAGAGCGGCGAGGCCGAUUGUCUAUCGAUUCAGUCGACCGCCGCCGAGGAAAACGCGAUGCCGUCCGUCGCCACCGCCGCCGGCGACGAUGACGAUCAUCUCCACCCCCACCACAACUACAACAAUAACAACAACAGCAGUAAUAGCCACAGCAGCAGCAGCAGCAGCAGCAGCAACAGCAACAGCAGCAACAGCAACAGCAGCAAAAGGUUCCGGGGACGGCGCCGCCGCCGGGGCUGCGCGCAGCUGACGUCGUCACUGCCGCUGUUGUUGUUGUCGGCCGUCGGGUGUCUGUGCAAUCCGGACGCCAAGCGGCUGUACGACGACCUGCUCAGCAACUACAACCGGCUCAUCCGGCCGGUCAGCAACAACACCGACACCGUUCUGGUCAAGUUGGGCCUCAGGCUGUCGCAGCUCAUCGAGUUGAACCUCAAGGAUCAAAUUUUAACGACAAACGUAUGGCUGGAACACGAAUGGGCAGAUCACAAAUUUAUAUGGGAACCACUAGAAUAUGGAGGUGUCAAAGAGCUUUACGUGCCAUCUGAGCAUAUUUGGUUACCGGAUAUCGUCCUUUACAACAAUGCUGACGGCGAAUACGUGGUUACUACUAUGACAAAGGCUGUGCUUCAUUACUCAGGUAAAGUAAUGUGGACACCACCAGCGAUCUUCAAAUCAUCGUGCGAAAUUGAUGUUCGCUAUUUCCCAUUUGAUCAACAAACAUGUUUUAUGAAAUUUGGUUCAUGGUCAUAUGAUGGAAACCAGAUAAACCUCAAGCAUAUCGGCCAGUUGGUUGGAACUAACAAAGUGGACGUUGGCAUCGAUCUGUCUGCAUACUACCCGAGCGUGGAAUGGGACAUUCUCGGCGUGCCGGCGGAGAGACACGAAAAGUACUACUCGUGUUGCGUGGAACCUUACAUCGACAUAUUCUUCAACAUAACUCUGAGGCGGAGGACCCUGUUCUACACCGUCAACCUGAUCGUGCCCUGCGUGGGCAUAUCUUACCUGUCAGUGCUGGUGUUUUAUUUGCCCGCCGAUUCCAAGGAGAAGAUUUCACUAUGCAUCACGAUCCUCCUGUCCCAAACCAUGUUUUUCUUGCUCAUCUCCGAAAUCAUUCCGUCGACGUCGCUGUCGCUGCCUCUGCUUGGAAAAUACCUGUUGUUCACUAUGCUUUUGGUCGCCUUGUGCGUGGUAGUCACCAUAAUCAUCAUAAAUAUACAUUACAGGCAACCGAGUACGCACAAAAUACCAUCGUGGAUGCGGACGGUAUUCAUCAGAGCACUUCCGAAAAUGUUACUUAUGAGGGUACCCGAACAGCUGUUGGCAGAUUCGGCGCUGAAACAGAAACAUAUGAAGACUUGCAAAAAAUUAAACCUUAAUUUGGCCAGGUUGAACGCGGCCAGUGUGGGCGCCACGUUGAACGUGCCUCCGGCGCCGGUCGGUUCACCGCCGGCCGGCCACCGUUCGCCCACCGAAUCCCUUCGACGGUUCGUGUCGGCCACCGGGCGGACCGGUUGCAACGGAACCGCGGCGGCCGGGGCGGCCUCGCGGCUAAUGAACGUGGCCGUAUCGUCCAUCGACGAUGCGCUCAACGAUGUGCCGGCUGCUAUCAGGAAGAAGUAUCCGUUCGAGCUGGAGAAAGCAAUUCACAACGUAAAGUUCAUACAGCACCACUUGCAGCGCCAGGACGAAUACAACACGGAAGAUCAAGACUGGGGCUUCGUGGCUAUGGUGCUCGAUCGACUAUUCUUAUGGAUAUUCACGGUUGCCUCCAUUAUGGGUACAAUUCUUAUCCUGUGUGAAGCACCGGCGCUCUACGACGACACGAAACCAAUUGAUCGGGAUCUAUCAUUCAUCGCUAGAAAACAAUUUUCCCCAACGUCCGAUCUGGAAUAGUCCGUAUGGCAUUAGAUUUUAAUUUUCAUGUGCAAACGAAAAUUAUUAUGAUAUGAAAACAGUAAGACAGAGAUGGACCAUCUCGAAGUUGAAUGGUUAAUAAUUAUUUUAACGAGUCGUUAAAUGCAUUAUUAUUGUUAAAAUGUCUAAAGUUUCAGGUUAUGGAUUUUUUAUCGUUAAAAUAUAUUUUGCACCAAUUAAAGUUGUCAGUAAAAUUAUAUUAUAAUGGAUGUUGUUUACAAAUAAAUCAUUAAACGCUUUUUAAUAGCGCAGAACUAAAAAUGUAUACAACGUUACAUAGAUAGAAGAAGAUAAAACAAGAUAAAACAAUUCAUUAUUUUUUUUAAUUUUAAACUCAAUCUCACAUUUUCAUAUUGAUUUUGUUAUCUAUUUUUUAAAAUGUUAGUAGCAAUAAUAGAUAAUUUGUUUAUUU